AACCGAGCCAGUGUUGUCCAGAAUGAAUGAUUUAACACUAUUAUCUCCCUGCGUAAGAUUUAAACAAUGAUCCACUUGUAGCGUUUCUCCAUAAAACCACAUCCUGUUGUUUUCAGAUGAUGGCGUUGGAGCAAGCGACGAAGGAGAAGAAUCAAAAUUGGAACAAGAGCUCAACCCCAUCACCAGCAAACAGGACUCCAUGAGGGAGCUCCACGAGAUGGCGACAGCGUUUCCACCGAGCUUCGACCCCCAACCCGACCUGAAGGUCCUCCGUGGCGUUCUGCUCACGAAGAGCUUUGAAGGAGACCAGCAGUUUUUCGGAGAUGGCGAUCAAAUGGGGGCUCACCCAACCUCCCCAAGACUAUCUUACUUAGAACCUGGAGAUCCACUCGGAGCGACUCGCGUGGUUCCUCACGAAGAUGCACCGGCUUUCUCGGACAUCGCUACCACGGUCAUGACGACAGUCAGUCCUACCAGUCCUGGGAAGCUUGUCUCUAUAGGCCAAAAUAGGCCAAGCAAGAGAAGGAUAGAAGGCAAGGUGGAGGUCUUGGGAGGUCAAGUGGUUAAGGCUGCGAGUCAAUUAAGAACUGGACGACAAAGAGUUUCACCAAAAGCUGAACCGUCUCCCAGGGUGGAUUUGACACAAAAAGAACCUCGGCCAGCAGGGAAGAGCAUUAUGGGUAAUCCCACACACGUGGAUGGAGAUACAACCAUAACAAGCAUCAUCCAGACCACAACGGUAAUUAGCACUAUGAGAGAACAAGAUUUGGCUUAUCUGCAUGUGCCUCUUUCUUUUCCAGGUCAGUGCAGCAUGAACUUAACAGAUGCCGAGGGCUACAUCGAGAUGCCGCCGAGCUCCGAUUCGUUCGAAUCCGCUAUGGAUUGCACCUACUUUGUGACGGUCUAUCUCGGAUAUGGGGUUGAAAUUCAGGUGCUGAACGCGACGCUGGUGGAAGGCGAGAACGUGGUGCUGGAAGACCUGGGAGGCCUCGAGCGCUCCCUCCUGGCCAAUAAGUCAGGGCUGACGAACGGGCUAGUGCUGAAAAGCUCCAGUAAUCAGAUCUCCGUCUACUUUAGCAGUGAGAAGCAGCCGAGGCCAGGUUCCCUGCUGCUCCGCUACAGAGCCUUUGUGUUGAGCUGCGCUUUCCCACAAGCCCUGGCUAAUGGCGAGGUGACAGUGAGCAGCCUCCAUGUAGGAGGGGAGGCCUAUUUCUUCUGCCUAACUGGAUACCAGCUUCAUGGCGUGUCCUCUCUGACGUGCCGCAAUGCCACCAUGCCAUACUGGAGUGGCAAAGAGCCCAAAUGUGUAGCCUCUUGUGGAGGAAUGCUUAAAAAUGCCACUAUGGGCCGCAUCAUUUCUCCUGGGUUUCCGGGCAACUACAGCAACAACCUGACGUGUCACUGGGUACUGGAGGCCCCUGAGGGCCACAGGCUGCACGUGCACUUUGAGAAAGUCGCUCUGGCUGAGGAUGACGACAGGCUGCUGAUCAAGAACGGGAACAACAUCGACUCGCCUCCUGUGUACGACUCUUACGAGGUGGAAUAUCUUCCCAACGAGGGGGUAGUGAGCACGGCGAGGCAUCUGUUUGUCGAGUUCACCACGGACGAGACGGGCACCUGCACCGGUGCUGCCAUACGAUACGAAGCUUUUGCCCAGGGCAUGUGCUACAAGCCGUUCGUGAAGUACGGAAACUUCUCCAGCAGCGACGUGUCGUUCGGAGUGGGCACGGUGGUGGAGUUCUCCUGCGAGCCGGGCUACACGCUGGAGCAGGGCUCCGUCACCAUCGAGUGUGUGGACCCCGAGAACCCACAGUGGAAUGAGACGGAACCGGCCUGCCGUGCUGUGUGCAGCGGCGAGAUCACAGAUUCGGCAGGCGUGGUACUCUCACCGAACUGGCCUGAAGCCUACGACAAAGGGCAGGACUGCAUCUGGGGCAUCCACGUGGAGGAGGACAAGAGGAUCCUGCUGGACAUCCAAGUCCUUCAUCUUGGUAAGAACGACAUACUGACGUUUUACGAUGGCGACGACCUCACGGCCAACAUCCUGGGCCAGUACAGUGGCACUCUACCCAGAUUCAAACUUUACACCUCCAUGGCGGACGUGACCAUCCAGUUCCAGUCCGAUCCUGCCACCAACAUCUACGGCUACAACAAUGGCUUUGUGGUGCAUUUCUUUGAGGUGGCCCGCAAUGACACGUGCUCAGAAUUACCAGAGAUCACGAACGGCUGGAAGAGCACGUCCCAUCCGGAUCUGAUUCACGGAACAGUGGUGACCUACCAGUGCUACCCAGGCUUUCAGGUGGUCGGAUCUGAGAUCCUCAUGUGCCAAUGGGAUCUGACGUGGAGCGGAGACGUGCCCAGCUGUGAGAAGGUGAUGUUGUGUCAGGACCCAGGCUCUGUAGAACAUGGACGCAGGCUGAUGACGGGUUCACGCUUCACCGUGGGCUCCACUGUGCAGUACAUGUGUAAUAAAGGCUACACACUCUCAGGCCCGGGCCUGCUCACCUGCUACAGCCGCGACACGGCCGAGCCCAAGUGGAGCGAGAGGAUGCCCAAGUGUGUCCCUGAAAGGUACGAACCUUGUGGUAACCCCGGAGCUCCUUCCACUGCCAUCCAGAGCUCAGAGAAAGCCUUCUUCCAGGCUGGAGAGACUCUGAGCUUCACGUGCCGCCCGGGAUACCAGCUGCACGGCGAAUCCACCAUCCGCUGCCUCCCGGGACAUCCGUCUGCAUGGAGCGCAGCGCCGCCUGCAUGCCGGGCCUCCUCAAGAGAUGUUAAUGAGCGCAGAUUGAACGUAAUCAGCACUGAUUUUGGUACCGAGGCUACAGACACUGCCAUCGCAGUCAUGCUUCCUGCUGCAGUGGUGCUGCUGGUCAUCCUGGGCAUUUUCCUUUACUUCUCCAAAGUCCAGGGAAAGACCAUGCGCCUGUCCAGCUCGUGCUCACUUCCCUACGACAACAUGGCAGAGGAAUCUGCAUUCGACAACCCCGUCUACGAGACUGGAGUAAGUAUGGACGCCCUGAACCUGAGAGACGUGGACUCCCAGAACACCGUCGUCCUGUCCUGACCGCUCGGCCCCGUCCGUCCUGUCAUCGCAUCACCAGCAGACGGCAGCGUUCGCGCCAUUUCCAUUUUCACCCGAGAUUAAAAUCGCUAACUCUGAACUUCUGCUUCUGAAAUGUGGUAUUAAGCAACAUGCUCCAGCGUUCAUUAGAGAGCGGCUUUCUGAUGGAAAGAACAUCUGAAAUGCCUCUGUCACUUUGUGUCCAUCGUCUGGUGGCAGAAACCAACGGACUUAACGAGGGCGUCUAACUGACUAAAGCUUAACGUAACGCCGU
Messenger RNA from Ictalurus furcatus (blue catfish), 3338 nucleotides. It is a transcript of the gene sez6a, whose product is annotated as seizure related 6 homolog a. Gene Ontology annotation, cellular component: endoplasmic reticulum; dendritic spine; neuronal cell body. The transcript is spliced from 15 exons. Gene Ontology annotation, biological process: regulation of dendrite development; synapse maturation. Lineage: Eukaryota; Metazoa; Chordata; Actinopteri; Siluriformes; Ictaluridae. The record is from RefSeq and is a predicted model, not a curated record. The coding region runs from base 200 to 3067 and encodes 955 amino acids.